GUCAAUUUUCUGACACAUCAUUUUCAUCUUUAAUCUCCAAUCAUGUUCAAGUAAUUUAAUUAGUACUUCAAAUUUAUUAUCCUCUCAUUUUUUUUUCUUAACAUUUCUUUUACAAAUUAGAAAUGGCAUCAUCAUUAACAAAAUCUAGAGCUUUAAUUUACAAAUUAAGAUCAAAAUUAAUCCCAAUUAAUGUGUUCCAUUACCAUAGUUACUCGAACUCUACAAGAAAUAUUCUUGUUAAUACAAAUUUUGCAUCACAAAUUGUCAAAAACCCAAUUGUAUUUUCAUGUAAAUUGAAAAAUAUUUUCAUUUCUCAGUAUUUUCAAUCUACCAUAGCCCAGAAACAUUUGGAUUGUUAUGAUGAACAGGGAAAGCAAAAUUCUUCUUAUGAUGAUGAUGACAAGGCCUUGGAUUUUCCUGGUGGUAAGGUUCGAAUCACCUCUGAAUUGAAUUUCAUUUCUGAAACUAAUGGCAACAGGGUUGAAUGCUAUAGGGUCCUUGGUGAUGAUGGUCGGCUUUUGAAUAGUUCCGUGCAGGUCAGCGAGGAACUUGCGGUCAACAUGUACGAAAAUAUGGUCACUCUACAAGUAAUGGAUACCAUAUUUUACGAAGCUCAAAGACAAGGAAGAAUUUCAUUCUAUGUCACUACCAAUGGAGAAGAAGCUAUCAAUAUUGCCUCGGCAGCUGCUCUCACUUCAGACGAUCUUAUUUUCCCGCAGUAUAGGGAGCCAGGUCUUUUACUAUGGCGAGGUUUCACCUUACAAGAAUUUGCGAACCAAUGCUUUGGGAACAAAGCGGAUCAUGGAAAGGGCCGGCAGAUGCCCAUACACUAUGGUUCAAAUAAGCUCAAUUACAUUACCGUAGCCUCUACUGUCGCUACACAACUACUCCAUGCAGUUGGAGCUGCAUAUUCUUUGAAAAUGGACAACAAAAAUGCAUGCACAAUCACUUACUUUGGAGAUGGCGGCACCAGUACUGGAGAUUUCCACGGUGCUUUAAACUUUGCAGCGGUUCUAGACGCUCCGGUCAUAUUUUUCUGCCGCAACAACGGCUGGGCUAUUAGCACCCCGGUUUCUGAUCAGUUAAGAAGUGAUGGAGUUGUUGUCCGAGGGCAAGCAUAUGGCAUUCGAAGCAUCCGAGUUGAUGGCAAUGACACUCUUGCUAUUUACAAUGCAGUGCGUGAAGCUCGAAGGAUGGCCAUUAGCGAACAAAGGCCUAUAUUGAUCGAGGCACUAACAUACAGAGCGGGUCACCACUCUACUUCAGACGAUUCCACCAAAUAUCGACCAGCUGAAGAAAUUGAUCGGUGGAAAAAGGAGCGAGACCCAAUAUCCCGAUUCAGAAAAUGGAUCGACAACAACCGAUGGUGGAAUGAUCAAAGAGAUUCAGAGUUACGAACCAGUGUACGGAAACAGCUCCUGAACGCAAUUCAAGUAGCAGAAAAACUCGAGAAACCACCAGUAUCCGAGCUUUUUUCAGAUGUGUAUGACGUCCUACCGCCAAAUCUUGAGAAGCAAGAAAGAUUACUAAGGGAGACCAUUCAAAAACACCAGAAAGAUUAUCCAACUGAUGUUCCUGUAUAGUUGUUGGUUUCUUGUUUUUUCAGCAAAUCAAGUUAUGUGGUAGUGACUCCACAUUGCUUGUAUUUGCACCUUAAUAUCAAUGCAUAAGCAAGCCAUUUAAUAGAAGUAUUCACUAUUGAGCGAUAAAGUUGUCAUUGGAUUUAUAUACAACAACACCCGAAUAAGAGGAGAUUGAUUGCAACAAGCCCGAUGACUUCAAAUAUUAAAUGACGCAUAAUUUUCAGAUGACUUCAA
Amaranthus tricolor (Joseph's coat) is the source of this 1817-nucleotide messenger RNA. Its product is annotated as 2-oxoisovalerate dehydrogenase subunit alpha 2, mitochondrial-like. The record is from RefSeq and is a predicted model, not a curated record. Lineage: Eukaryota; Viridiplantae; Streptophyta; Magnoliopsida; Caryophyllales; Amaranthaceae. The transcript has 10 exons. The coding region runs from base 123 to 1583 and encodes 486 amino acids. Gene Ontology annotation, molecular function: oxidoreductase activity, acting on the aldehyde or oxo group of donors, disulfide as acceptor. Gene Ontology annotation, biological process: branched-chain amino acid catabolic process.